AGCUGUAUCAACUUCAAAUAAUUGAGUGCUCUUUUUGAAUGGAAGUUACAAACAAAUACGUGGCCAUAAAGGCUAACAUAGAUGGAGCACCUCAAGAGUCUGAUUUCGAGCUAAAAAACGGGUCAUUUUCUCUACUGGUUAAACCCGGAUCCAAAGAUGUCAUCAUCAAGAAUUUGUAUGUAUCAAUCGACCCAUAUCAGAUCAACCGAAUGAAGAUUGCUAGUGAUUCUCAAACUACUUCAGUUUUUGCUACUAUGAUUGAUCCUGGAAAGGUGAUUGAUGCUUAUGGUGUGGGGAUAGUAAUAGCUUCAGGGAAUCCUGAAUUUGAAAAGGAUGACUAUGUUGUGGGGCUUUUAAGUUGGGGAGAGUAUUGUGUAUAUAAUGGGCCUUACUUAAAUAAAUUGGAUGCAAUGGGCUUACCAUUGUCAUACUAUGUUGGGGCCUUAGGGCUUAGUGGGCUCACUGCUUAUGCUGGGUUCUUUGAAAUUUGUAAGCCCAAGAAGGGUGAAAAGGUCUUUGUCUCUGCUGCUUCCGGUUCUGUAGGAAAUUUGGUGGGCCAAUAUGCAAAACAGUUUGGGUGUUAUGUAGUGGGCUGUGCUGGUAGCCCAAAAAAGGUGAAAUUGCUUAAAGAAAAGCUUGGUUUUGAUGAAGUCUUCAACUAUAAAGAAGAGCCUGAUCUAAAUUUAGCUCUCAAGAGGUAUUUCCCUGAUGGGAUCGACAUAUACUUUGAUAACGUGGGAGCUGAGAUGCUAGAGGCAGCAAUAUUAAACAUGAACUUGCAUGGUAGGAUUGCAGUGUGUGGGGUCAUUUCAGAAUACACUGACAACGGAAAACGUGCAAUACCAGAUAUGUUAAGUGUUAUAUACAAGAGAAUCACAAUACGUGGAUUCUUAGCUGGUGAUCAUAUGGGCAUGUUUCCUGAGUUCUUCUCCACAACCAUUGAUCAUCUUAACACAGGAAAAAUGCAAGUGCUUGAAGAUGUAUCAUUCGGUUUAGAAGGUGUUCCUUCGGCUUUUGUUGGACUCUUUCGUGGUGAUAAUGUCGGGAAAAGAAUAGUUCAGGUUUCCAAUGAUUAAGGACACAAACAUACACACGAGUUUUUUCUCUAUAUGAAAUUGUACCAAAUGCAUGUGGCAACAUGUUUCUUCACGAAUUGCUUCAUAUGACAUUCCUAAUUAUACAUCAAUGAGAUAUUUGAUACCGAAAAGGGUUUUUGAUAA
Messenger RNA from Lactuca sativa (garden lettuce), 1220 nucleotides. RefSeq names its product 2-alkenal reductase (NADP(+)-dependent). Gene Ontology annotation, molecular function: oxidoreductase activity, acting on the CH-CH group of donors, NAD or NADP as acceptor. The record is from RefSeq and is a predicted model, not a curated record. Lineage: Eukaryota; Viridiplantae; Streptophyta; Magnoliopsida; Asterales; Asteraceae.